Messenger RNA from Pygoscelis adeliae (Adelie penguin), 1462 nucleotides. Its product is annotated as chromosome unknown open reading frame, human C17orf58. NCBI's taxonomy places the organism in Eukaryota, Metazoa, Chordata, Aves, Sphenisciformes, Spheniscidae. The transcript is spliced from 3 exons. The coding region runs from base 97 to 387 and encodes 96 amino acids. The record is from RefSeq and is a predicted model, not a curated record.
GAGUUCGCGGUGAAUGGAAUUGUUUAUAACGUGGAAAGACUGGGGAACGGAGUCCACUUGAUUACGCUUUUGGUAAACGGCGAUGGAUUGUACAAGAUGAGUCGCUUGUAUAUUACUCCUGAUGGCUUCUUCUUCCGAGUUCACAUUCUAGUUGUGGAUACUUUAAACUGCAGCAAACCGUGUCCAGACUUUAAACUUGGCAGUAGAUACAUUGUGAUGGGUCGGAUCUACCACAAGAGACGACAGAUCCCUGCAAACCUGCUGCAGUUCCUGCGAGGGCGCCUGAGGCCAGGGGACGGCUUGCUUAGAAGCAGCAGCAGCUACGUGAAGAGAUUCAACAGGAAGAGGAAUCGCAAAGUGCAGGUGGCUCACUCUAAAUGUAGAUAAGGCUCCGGUAACCUCCGUUUAGGACACAGGCAGCAGCAGAAUUCACCCGCCAGAAUAAACCUGGCCAUGGUUUAGCAACAGCGGGAGGUAGUUCUCCUUACCUCUGAAACUGGCUGUGACAGGACACUUGCUUUUGUGCUUUAGCAAACACUACCUGAAUGUUUUGCCUGGGUACCUAUAUAUUGUGAAGCUUAGCACAGAAGUCAGUCUAGGGAACGCUAACUGGUCAGGAAUUUGCUCCAGCUGUUUUCAGAGCCACAGGUUAUUACUGCCUCCCCUGCUGUAACGUACCCAUAAUAAUCUGUAGUCAUUGUAAAGUAAAACUCUGGAGGCAUUGUUCUAGGCACGCAAGAACUAACUGCACUUUCAAACCCUUAACCCUGAACAAACGUUAGAUGAUACCACAGCUUUAUCUGUAGAGGAUGUCCAUUGUGUUUCACACAAUUCUGCCUGAAGUAUCACAUGCAUUUGAUUCAAAAGAAACCGACAAAACUUAAGUGUCACUGGUAUUGUUUUGGUAUCCUCAGACCUGUCCAUGCUACUUUUAAAGAUUACAUCAUUCUUCAAACAGAGCUGGAUUUUCACAGGAAGCAUACAAAAUAGCUGCGUAAUUAUUUGAGUAUCUGAAUACACGAACUGAAAGCAAAUCAAGCAACUGCACAACACAAAUGCCCAAUUAGGCUUACAAAUAACGGCACAAGUUUAUGCCAAGGAAUGCAAAAUAAGCAUGCAAUUGCACACACAUUUCGUACGCCUGGUUACACUGUCAGUUUCUUAAAAGUUCAGUCCUAGAACUGGGUACUGAAUGUCAUUUUCCCAUGAGAAAUAUUACCAAGUUUGUACUUGCACAUCAGUAAAUUUACUUUUUCAAUCAAAGAUACAAUCUUUUAGUACCUUUAACGUGGUGGGAUGUAAGAACCUAUGAAACCUCUGCAAAGGGGAUCUUAAUGUUGGCUAUUCCAAGAGUCAGUAUUCACAGAUCGUAAGUCUUCAACUAAUAGAAUGUUCAUGGGGUUCUCGGUUCUGAAAGAUCCAAAAAGAUCAUGUAAUGGUAUUAAACAAUGGCAUUUCCUCG